UGCAGCUGCGGACGCUAUCGGAUUGUUUGCUAAACAAAUUUUACGUUGCAUCACCAUGGCUCCGGCGCAACAGAACAUUGAAGUUUGCACAGAAGUAAUGGAACCUGCAUUGGAAUUAAGACUCACGUCUGAUGGAUGUAAAGACGAAAAUAAUGUGGAGCACUCCAAAAAUAACAACACAGUCAAACAAAAUAAUAUAUUAAACGAGAAAACCAAUAACGAAACAGACUUUGACAUCAGCAAAUAUGAAGCAAUGGAGUUCACGCCACGGAUCAGGUGGCCGGACCUUGUAGUUCAAGUGUCGCUACACUUAGUUUCAAUUUACGGAAUUUUCCUCAUAGUAACUAAUGAAGUCAAACUUCUGACUACGUUGUUCGCUUUAGCCACCAUUUACACGUCGGGAUUUGGAAUAACCGCGGGUGUACAUAGACUGUGGUCACAUAGAGCUUAUAAGGCGCGAACGCCUUUACGAAUACUGUUGGCUUUUCUCUUUACCAUCACAGGACAGCGUGAUAUUUACACGUGGGCUUUGGACCAUCGUGUUCAUCAUAAAUAUUCGGAGACGGUGGCAGACCCCCACGAUGUCCGGCGAGGUUUCUGGUUUGCCCACGUGGGCUGGCUCGUCUUGACACCACAUCCUGCAGUUGAAGAUCGCAGGGUGGCUCUGAGGAAGUGUUCAUUAGAUCUAAUAGAAGAUCCCGUUGUUAGGAUACAGCAGAAAAUCUUCAUUCCACUUUUUCUGCUGCUGAAUAUCCUCAUCCCAAUCUGGAUACCAUGGUACUUUUGGAAUGAAAGCCUGGUGACGAGUUUCGUUAUUAGUUUUGUUCUUCGAUUCACGACCACUUUGAAUAUCGCCUUCUCCGUGAACAGCUUUGCGCAUCUAUGGGGAAACAAACCGUAUGACAGGUUUAUAAAACCAGCAGAAAACAGUGUAGUGAGCCUUGCAGCACUCGGAGAAGGCUGGCACAACUACCAUCACGUGUUUCCGUGGGACUACAGAACCUCAGAACUUGGAAGAAUAAAUGUUUCCACGAAUUUCAUUGAUUUCUUCGCUAAAAUCGGAUGGGCUUAUGAUCUUAAAGCGGCCACAUCGUCGAUGAUUGAAAUCGAGCUAAGAGGAGCGGUGAUGGCACUUUAGGCGAAUCGGAAGAACCCGAAACUAAUUCAAAACAACAUUUUGACUAAAACUACUUACUUGAACCAUCAUUGUAAACCAAACUUGAUAAUCCAAAGUAACCAAUUAAA
This is a messenger RNA of Bombyx mori (domestic silkworm), 1245 nucleotides long. Its product is annotated as stearoyl-CoA desaturase 5. Lineage: Eukaryota; Metazoa; Arthropoda; Insecta; Lepidoptera; Bombycidae. Gene Ontology annotation, molecular function: iron ion binding; stearoyl-CoA 9-desaturase activity. Gene Ontology annotation, biological process: unsaturated fatty acid biosynthetic process. The record is from RefSeq and is marked validated. Gene Ontology annotation, cellular component: endoplasmic reticulum membrane.